CUGAAACGCAGUACGUCACUCGAUAGCGGCACGAGACGGUUGAGUUGUGGUAGGGAAAUUUUCAAAUCGUGAAGUAAAUAGUCUAGACGAAUUAGAUAUCAAUUUUAUCAAUAAGUUAAUCAAAUAUAUUAGUCUUAACAGUUCCUCGCGUACAACUACUCUGACUCUGUAGUGUACUCGACAAUCAUCGAAUAAUUUAAUUUUUAAGUAACAAGACAACCUUUUCACUUUUCUGACACUUCGCAGUACUACUCAGUCAGAUAUAGAAAUGGCAUCAAAAGUAGGACGGAGCCUUGCCCGUAUGUUUGGAUCCACCGCCACCAUCCCACCCACAAUUCAACCCAAGAGAUGUCCACCACAGUGGAAGCUGCCAGCCAACACCACAUCAGCCAGGAGGGGUAGCCAUGGUUACUAUGCUGAUAUGGAGAGUAAACCAAGGGUUCUCAUCACCGGAUCUUUAGGACAACUUGGCCCUGGUCUUGCUAAAAUUCUCAGAGAAAAAUUUGGACGUGACAAUGUGAUAAUGUCUGACAUCAACAAAGCAUCUGAAUCAGUUCUAGAAUCAGGCCCAUUUCUUUUUGCUGACGUCCUGGACAUAAGGUCACUGAGAGAGAUCUGCGUCAACUACGAGAUAGACUGGCUCAUCCACUAUGGGGCACUUCUCAGUGCUAUAGGCGAGGCCAAUGUGCCUCUAGCCAUGCAGGUCAACAUAGAGGGUCUACACAAUGUGCUGGAGGUGUCUCGUAUGUACAAGAUGAAGCUGUUCAUACCAAGCACAAUAGGUGCCUUUGGUCCAGACUCCCCCAGAAACCCAACCCCUGAUCUAACUAUACAAAGGCCAAGAACAAUUUAUGGUGUUAGCAAGGUGCAUGCAGAACUAAUGGGAGAGUACUACCACCAGAAGUUUGGGCUAGAUUUCAGGUGUCUGCGUUAUCCAGGUGUCAUCUCCACAGACCAGCCAGGUGGAGGGACUACAGAUUAUGCCCUGAAAAUGUUCCACGAUGCCCUGACCACUAAAGUCCACUACUGUUAUCUGAAACCUGACACCAGACUACCUAUGAUGUACAUUGAUGACCUUUUAACUGCCACUGCUGAUUUCAUGCAGAUCCCAGACAACAAACUGACCAUGAGGACAUACAACAUUGGCGCUGUGGACUUCACACCCGAGGAACUGGCCAAUGAGAUCAGAAAAUUUGUGCCAGAGUUGGAAGUUGUUUACAACCCAGAUCAUAGACAAGCAAUUGCUGACUCCUGGCCCCAGAGGUUUGACUACACCAACGCAGUCAAGGACUGGGGUUACCGACCUCUCUACACCAUGGAGGCCAUGUGUGAGGUCAUGGUCCAGUCCCUGAUGCCCAAGUACAAAACAAGAAGAGGGAAGAUGAUGGAGGAGGUCAAGGAGUGAAUCAUCUUGCGGCUACCAUCUUAUGAUGGUCAACUGUCAUCUAAACACACUUGGUUAAUGCUGGUCAACUGUCAUCUAAACACACUUGGUUAAUGCUGGUCAGCAGUCGUUUAAUUAGCUUUAAUUAAUGAUGGUCAGCAGUCAUCUAAAUACACUUUUUAAACUGGUCAGCAGUCGUUUAAUUAGAUUUUAUUAAUGAUGGUCAGCAGUCAUCUAAAUGCACUUUUUAAACUGGUCAGCAAUAAUUAAUUACGAGUUGUCAGCUAUCAUUGCUCAACCGCAAGAAAUUACACUUAAAGGCUGCGCUGGAUUGAAAAUUGAUCCACUUAGCUCUGGCUAGUUUAAAAUUAACAAAUCAAUUAACCAUUAUCAUAAGUACCGGUGAAGAAAAAAUAAUUUUUAAGACGAAACAUUUUUUAAAAUUCAGGUCAAAUUUGAACAAGUUUGACAAUGAUAGCAAAAGCAAACAAAAAAAUUUUUAAAGUUAAUUUUUACAAAAUUUUGCAUUUGAUCACAAUUAAUUUAUAUCAUGGCUUGAUCACUCAGUGCUUCACACUUUUAUCUCAAUGUUUUUGGUGAAGGGAAAAGUUUACCCACAGCUCGUGUGAAGUAAACAUUUUUUUCCGCUUCAGGUAGAAUUGUUUAAUGAGAUGAGAAUCUCGAUUAAUGCUGCAUGGUUUUGGGAACAUGUCCUGUCACCCCAUUACAGUAUUCAUCAACAUGCUUUUUUUAGUAUAAUUACUUUGCUUCAUAAUACACUGUAAUGGUAUGCUUUAUUUGUUUAGAAAUAUCGUUGGUAUUGUUUGAUAGCAAAAUUGUAAGAUGUGAUUGCUUAAAGAUAUCGCUUGUUUUGUUGGGUAACGGAAGUUGAAAUUUUAUAAAGAAGAGGAGGCAGUGUUGACGAGAAUCUCAUUGUUGAAGCAUAAAAGUGAUGCUAGCAAAAAUGUAUUUAUUCUAAGGAUAAUUGUUUGUUUUUAUUUUAAGAUGGGACCAUAUUGUAUGCACUUUUUAAAAUAGGACCAUAAAACAUAAACACAUUUUAAAUUGGGACCAUAAACUUUAAAAACUGGGACCAUAAAAUGUAAGGAAGCUUUUUAAAACUGGGAUCAUUGCAAUAAACAUAAGCAAACUUUAAGUUAACUUACUUAAAGGAGAAUAAAGUGAGCAUAAAUUCUAUAAAGUAUAAAGACAACAUAACAUAUACACAUUCUUUAAACUGAACCAUAAAACAUUUUAAAUACAGAACACAAGCUGCAUUGACAGUUAGGUCUAUGAGCUUGUGACAUUUUUGUCAUCGAGUUUGGUGUCACAUUUUAUGUGAGAUCUUCUAACACCCACAGCACAUACAAAUACAUGGCAUCUCCACAUGUCCAGCCUACAUAUAGAUAGUCUACAUGACCCCACUAAAUCUUUCUGUUUUUACACCUGACAUCAACAGAAGCCAAGAAUCUCUUAUUCCAAUUUUAAUAUUUUAUUGAUGAUUUUUUUGUGUGUUUAAAAAUAUUACAUGUAUUGUUGUAAUAUUAGUAAAGCACAUUACUUAGAAUUCUAGACAUUCUAAUAAACUGUUAA
This is a messenger RNA of Physella acuta, 2977 nucleotides long. RefSeq names its product L-threonine 3-dehydrogenase, mitochondrial. The record is from RefSeq and is a predicted model, not a curated record. Gene Ontology annotation, molecular function: L-threonine 3-dehydrogenase activity. NCBI's taxonomy places the organism in Eukaryota, Metazoa, Mollusca, Gastropoda, Physidae. Gene Ontology annotation, biological process: L-threonine catabolic process.